AUGAAUUAUAUGUUAAGUUUUGAUGCUUUAGUUCUAAAAGAGAUAAGGAUAAUGGAAAGUGCUUAUGUUGCAACCGAAAUAAUGCUCAAGGUCUUGGAAUCUGACGUGUGGCUCUUGGAAAACAACAUAAAGAUGUACAAGCAGAAUAUGGAUAUCGAUUGUAUUAAAGAAUUACAACUUAGUGCUUCAAAAUAUGAAAUGUUAUCACCAGCUGUAGCCGUAGCCAUUCCCAUCCCUAAUCCGGGUUCAUUUGAACCCAAGUUGGAUUCAAAUGAACCCAAUCCGGGUUCAUUUGAACCCAAGUCGGUUCAAGUGAACCCAAUCCGGGUUCAUUUAAACCCAAGUUGGGUUCAAAUGAACCCAAUCCGGGUUCAUUUGAACCCAAGUCGGGUUCAAGUGAACCCAAUUCGGGUUCAUUUGAAUCCAAGUGAACCCAAUCUGGAUUCAUUUGAAUCCAAGUCGGGUUCAAGUGAACCCAAUCCGGGUCCAAGUGAACCUAAAACGGGUUUACUUGAACCCAACCCAGGUUCAAAUCAGGUUCACUUGAACCUAACACAGGUCCAAGUGAACCCAAUUUGGGUCUACUUGAACCCAAACCCAGGUCCAAGCAAACCCAAAACGGGGUUCAAGUGA
Messenger RNA from Ambispora leptoticha, 633 nucleotides. The record is from the annotation of a GenBank genome assembly. NCBI's taxonomy places the organism in Eukaryota, Fungi, Glomeromycota, Glomeromycetes, Archaeosporales, Ambisporaceae.